UUUUAGUUCAAGUAGUCGGUCAUACUGGUCAUUAAAAUAAAUAAAAUUAUACUAAAAAACAGUAGUUAGCAGAAUCAGCAAGAACGUAAUAAAAUUUUAAGAUGUUAAAUGGACAGGUUGCACACAGUUAUCUGGAGAACUCGUGCACGCUGCUGAUACCCCGCCCGCCUGCAGCGAAUCAGUCCUUAAGGUCGCCCCAUCCAGCAGCAGCAGCAGCUGCUGCUGCUUCUUCUUCCGCUGCCGAGGAGCAUGGCCAAGGGUCUGGAGCGGGGGUGGGGGUGGGGCUGGCGGGAGAAGGCGGCGCGGAGGCGGUGCAUGUGGAUCGCAUAAGAAACUGCGAUAUAUUCGUUGACGCGCACGAUCUUUACUUCUACGCAGACGUCAAGCUGUACAAAUUCCAUAGCCGCCGCACUUUCGACCUGCGGGAGCUAAAGACGCUGCUGAUAAAGUACAACACGGCGGAGAACCACUACCAGAUCUGCCUGCGCUGUCUGCCCCAAACAGCGGGUGCUCAGGAAGGAUCAGGGGGCGGGGCAGGAGGUGGUGGCACAGGAGAUGCCGCCAAGCCGAAGAGCGGGCGCAAGGACUAUAUUGCCACCUUCCUGCACCUGCCCACGCUGGCCGACGCCACCAAUGCCCAUUUGCCGGACAAGGAGCCCCUGGUCCAGGAGUGGAAACUCAGACGCAUCACCGAUCAGUGCCAACUGCAGCUUGAUGGCAACGAGCGCACCUACAAGCUGACCAACCACUUUGGCUACGGGUUCGCCAGCAAAUACAGCGGUCCGCCGAACACAAGUGAGCUGGACAGGGCGACGUGUCGUGUGUCGGAGCCACAUCGCAUGAGCCCCAUCCAACGGCGCCAGGAGCGGGUGGUCGACGAGAUGAAGCGCUUCUCGCGCGAACAGUACAAAAUGAACUUUGUGGAGCUACAGGUUCCGUCCGGUCACCAGAAUCCUCUGCGCUACAAGCCGAAAAUCUACGAGACUUCCAUGACGCAAGAGCAGGCGCAUCUACUGCACAACAUUAGCCGGGAACAGACGCAUGAGCAGCAGCCGUGGGACAUUCUGCAGCAAAACGAGAUCGACUGCGGGCUUAUUAGCAUUCUUCUGGCCAUUUGCUAUGAUGUGCGAACGACCAACAAUGAGCCGACGUGUGAGUCGGGCUGGACGCGCAGCAUCCUAUGUCCGCUGUACUGCUACUUUGAGCAGUUCGACAAUUACCGCGACGUUCUAGUGUCUUUUUUGCGACGCAUGAUCACCUACCCGCUGUACCGCAAUUUCGAGCUAGGCCGCCAGUGCGUACGAGAUGCCAUCGAAGUUCUCAAGGGCGGUCGCAACUGGUUGAUCAAUCAGCUACUGCUGACGCACCAGCAGUUCGCUGGCGGAGAUCCGAGUCGUGAUAGUUUCAACAGCUACUAUUUAGAGGACUACAUCCGAUAUGUGACCAGUCCAAGUGCCUGCAGUGAUGAGCACCUGCGCCUGCUGGCCCGCAACCUGAAGAACGUGCUGAUGGACGUGAACAAGCGGCAUCUGGGCUUGGGAGUGACCGAGAUUGAGACUGAGCUGAUCAGGGAGCUGAUGCAGGAGAUGCACCUUGACACGGGCAGCGAGGGCUCCUCACCACAGCAGCAGCAGGGCCAUGGCGACGAUGAGCUGGACCUGGAUAACGACCCGUCUGGGCAAGAGGACGAGACCACGACUGAUGACGACAGUGUCAUAACCGACUCCUUCGAUAGCAUGGACAUGGACAUGCGAUUUAUUGAGAACGAAAUCGUCUAUGAGGAUGACGAGGAGGACGAAGAGGAAGAUGACGAGGAUGAUGAUGAGGAUGGCGAUGGCGAUGGCGAUGGGGCAGACGAGGAUGACGACGACAGCAGCUCAUCCACUACCACCAGCAGUGAGGCGGAAGGUAACAGCGUCAUUGAGCAGUGCAGUAAUAGCGAGACCGCUGCCAGCAUUAGCACCAGCACCAAGUAAUAAGCCACUUCUCCCGAGUCCGGCAAGUCCUGCUCCUGCCUUGCCCAAAACAAACAAGCAACACAACCAACUUAAUGUCAAAGAACGGAGGCUAAACAGUGAUUACUUUUAAAAGUAAAAUACAAAAAUUAAAAAAAAAAAAAACCAAGCAAAGGAUGUACAUUUACACAAAAACAACCCAAAAAAUCUACUUAAAUCUUAAUUGUACAAUAAUUUAAUGAGACGCAAACUCAAAGAUUUGUUCACGCCAAAUGCGAAAAGAUAUUUUAAUAUUUUUUCCCCUUUGCUCUACAAUAACUACGAUUAUAAUUACGCAUACAAGAAAAUCAGAACUUUAGCAUUUAGUGUGGCAUUAGAGUACGGAACAUUUGAAUUUUGAAUUCUGAAAAGCGAAAUCUAGUUGUGCAUUUUGUAUAUACAUCUAUAAAUAUAUAGAUAACGAUAUUGUUGGUGCUGCAAGCAAAGAAAACAAAUAAAAAUCAUUUAAAAUAAAUAAAAUGGAAAUGGAAAGCAACCAAGAAACUAAAAACCAACAUUUUGGGCCAAAGUCAUCAACCAGUUACCAGUUAAUGUUGUAUUGUCAUUGAAGUCGAGACAAAAAAUCAAGAAUGAAAACUAAUAAAAUUGAAAAUACUUAUUUUUUUAUCAA
Messenger RNA from Drosophila elegans, 2625 nucleotides. RefSeq names its product protein SHQ1 homolog. The transcript is spliced from 3 exons. Gene Ontology annotation, biological process: box H/ACA snoRNP assembly. The record is from RefSeq and is a predicted model, not a curated record. The coding region runs from base 102 to 1976 and encodes 624 amino acids. Gene Ontology annotation, cellular component: cytoplasm; nucleoplasm. Lineage: Eukaryota; Metazoa; Arthropoda; Insecta; Diptera; Drosophilidae.